Messenger RNA from Acomys russatus (golden spiny mouse), 699 nucleotides. RefSeq names its product outer dense fiber of sperm tails 4 (gene Odf4). The transcript has 4 exons. Lineage: Eukaryota; Metazoa; Chordata; Mammalia; Rodentia; Muridae. The record is from RefSeq and is a predicted model, not a curated record. The coding region runs from base 1 to 699 and encodes 232 amino acids.
AUGAAAGCUGAUUUGACUGAGGAAGAUGUUGUGAAGCUAAGGGCCAGGAACCAGCGCUCGCUCAUGGACUACCGUCGCAACUCCCUGCUGCCCUUCCAGUGGAGAAUCACACACAGCACCCGCUGGAUGGCCCAGGUGGUGGCCUCGGAGUUCAGCCUGGUGGCCUUCAUGGUGCUUCUGGUCAUGGUCUUCUCCAAGAAAUGGCUGUACCCCUCCAAGAGUCGCUUCCAUCAGCGCUUCCCCAAAAACGUCACCAACAAAAUUUACACCUCCAUUCACACCAUGUCCACGGGGCCCCUGUACGUGUGCAUAUCUAAAAGCUGCUCCGAGGACGAUAAAGUCGCCUUCAUUUUCCUCACCCUCAUGCUGUUCCCCGUUAACCUCUGGAUCUACGAGCUGAAGAAGAACAUCUCCGUCCCUGUUGGCUGGAGCUAUUUCAUUGGUUGGCUGGUGUUCAUCCUGUAUUUCACUUGUGGGGUCCUCUGCUACCUCAAUUAUAAAAACUUCUGGAGCCUGAUUGCGAGCUGCUCCUCGCCCAAGGGUGCUUGCAACAAUGGAGUGGAAAAGUCUCUGAUGGGUACCUGCCAGACCUCCUGCGCCCAGGAGGACAGCCUAGACCCUGCUAAGCAAAACGAUGAGCAACCGGCAUCCUCCCCAGCAACCGACAGCUACAUCUGUCCUUGUCAUGACAAAAAAUGA